AUGACCUUCAAUCGUAUCGCAGUCUAUGGCCACCGGGGAUGGGCUAGUUCAGAAAUCGUUAAAGCACUUGCUAGCUCAGGUGCUCCCCUUCGAGUCCUCCAUCGUCCUGGCUCCGACACCUCAUCUUUACCCGCCAGAGUUGAGGUCGCUGAAGUUGACUUGAUGGAUCAUGCUUCAUUGGUCGAUAAUCUCAAAGAUAUUGAUAUCGUCAUUUGCCUUGUUGGACAUGGUGGCGUCAUUCUUGAGCACCACUUCAUUGAGGCAAUCCCAAAAACGCAAGUGAAAUUAUUUGUUCCCUCCGACCUAGCGGCAAGAUACGAUGAACAAGGCAACCGUAUUCCUGUGAAUCGGAACAAGUUCGAGGUUGAGAAGGCAGCUCGUCAAGCCGGAAUCCCUACCACGGUCGUUCUUCCCGGAAACUUUGUAGAGUUUGCCUUAUCCACGCCCGCAAUGGGCGUCGACUGCCAGGAUAACAGGAUACAUUUCAUCGGUGAUAGUGCUUUAGAGCCGUUGAAUCUUUGCACGCGGUCUUACGUGGCAGCAGCUUACGCAUGCAUCUUCGCUUCAACGCCUAUCAAUCAGUUACAAAAUCGAGACUUGGCAUUAUCUGAACUGGUACCUACCGGAAAUGAAAUUGCCGAAGCUCUCACACGCAAGUUCAAUACGGCCCCACUCAUAAAGCAUGAAAGCAAAGAGAACAUUACCCGAGAAUUAGACGAGGCAAUUGAAACAGGCAAUCCAUUUGCCCUCGCACUCUACUGUCGAAAGAUUUGGGCAACUGGGCAGCAGGCCAAAAUGAUUGGUGCAGAUAUCUGGGACGUUGAAGAUUAUCCUAAGGCAACACUUUCCAGCCUGAUUGUCGAAGGCAAGCUUAAGCCAUACCGAUCGCUGCCUGGGGAAGUAAGGACUUUCUUUACGAACCAGUUCGACCAAUGUGAAUAA
Molecule: messenger RNA, 942 nt
Organism: Penicillium odoratum
Lineage: Eukaryota; Fungi; Ascomycota; Eurotiomycetes; Eurotiales; Aspergillaceae
Exons: 4
Coding region: 1-942 (313 amino acids)
Source: RefSeq, a predicted model, not a curated record